Messenger RNA from Lathyrus sativus (Indian pea), 642 nucleotides. Lineage: Eukaryota; Viridiplantae; Streptophyta; Magnoliopsida; Fabales; Fabaceae. The record is from the annotation of a GenBank genome assembly.
AUGGCACCUUCUAUUUCCCUCUCUGUCUUAUUUCUCCUUUUUCUCCAGUUUCCCCUACAAACCAUCUCAACCAACUCUGAAGGGAAUGCUCUUCAUGCUUUGAGGACCAGACUUUCUGAUCCCAACAAUGUUCUGCAGAGUUGGGACCCAACACUGGUUAAUCCAUGUACUUGGUUUCAUGUUACAUGUGACUCCAACAACCAUGUCACUCGCUUAGACUUGGGAAAUUCUAAUGUUUCUGGAACUCUAGGCACAGAACUUGGUCAUCUACACCAUCUGCAAUAUCUGGAGUUGUAUGGGAAUGAGUUAAGAGGAAAGAUUCCUAAGGAGCUUGGAAAAUUGAAAGCACUUAUUAGCAUGGAUUUGUAUGAUAACAAGUUGGAAGGGAAAAUUCCAAAGGCAUUUGGCAAGUUGAAGUCAUUACAAUUCUUGCGUCUAAACAACAACAAGCUGACAGGAACUAUUCCAAGAGAACUCACCCGUCUCAAGAAUCUCAAAAUCUUUGAUGUUUCAAAUAAUGAUCUUUGCGGAACAAUACCAGUAGAUGGAAACUUUGGAUCCUUUCCAAUAAAAAGUUUUGAAAAUAACAGACUUGGUGGUCCUGAACUGAAAGGACUUGUUCCGUACGAUUUUGGAUGCUGA